This is a messenger RNA of Glycine soja, 2063 nucleotides long. RefSeq names its product pectinesterase 2-like. NCBI's taxonomy places the organism in Eukaryota, Viridiplantae, Streptophyta, Magnoliopsida, Fabales, Fabaceae. The transcript is spliced from 2 exons. The record is from RefSeq and is a predicted model, not a curated record. Gene Ontology annotation, molecular function: pectinesterase inhibitor activity; pectinesterase activity. Bases 257 to 1801 code for a protein of 514 amino acids. Gene Ontology annotation, biological process: cell wall modification.
AAAUCCAAUCCAAAAAGUGAUUUGGGAAAAGUAAGACAUGGUGAGCAGUCCCUAGUUUACAACUUAACACCAUAAUUGUCCUUCAAACCACCCCUUUCCCUCCCUCUAUUUAAAGGGACCAAGUUUAGGACAUGAACCCACACCCAUCCUCAAACCAAACUUCAAAUAAACCUCUACAGUACUUUCUCUCUCCACCCUCCCAUAAUUCUAAACCCCCCCAAAAAAAAACACUUUUGGCCAUAGGCUAGCCCUCACUAUGGCACCAUUAUUUUGUUUGCUAAUAACCCUUCUACUUGCUCCCUUUCUAUUCUCCUCCAUUGCUUCCUCUUACUCAUUCAAAGAUAUUCAAUCAUGGUGUAGCCAAACCCCUUACCCUCAACCAUGUGAGUACUAUUUGACCAACCAGGCCUUCAACCAACCCAUCAAAAGCAAAUCCGAUUUCCUCAAAGUUUCCCUUCAGCUAGCCCUAGAGAGAGCACAAAGGAGUGAAUUUAACACCCAUGCCCUUGGCCCUAAGUGCCGCAAUGUUCAUGAAAAAUCUGCAUGGGCAGAUUGCCUUGAACUCUAUGAGUACACCAUCCAAAAACUCAACAAAACCAUUGCCCCUUACACCAAGUGCACCCAAACCGACACACAAACAUGGCUCAGCACAGCCCUCACAAACCUUGAAACAUGCAAAAACGGAUUCUAUGAGCUAGGUGUCCCUGACUAUGUCCUACCCUUGAUGUCCAAUAAUGUCACAAAGUUACUAAGCAACACCCUCUCUCUCAACAAAGGUCCUUACCAAUACAAACCACCAAGUUACAAAGAAGGGUUUCCAACAUGGGUGAAGCCUGGUGAUAGAAAAUUGUUGCAAUCUUCUUCAGCUGCUUCUAAGGCUAAUGUAGUGGUUGCAAAAGAUGGUUCUGGAAAAUACACAACAGUGAAAGCUGCUGUUGAUGCUGCUCCAAGUAGUAGUGGAAGGUAUGUGAUAUAUGUGAAGGGUGGGGUGUACAAUGAGCAAGUUGAGGUGAAAGCAAAUAAUAUAAUGUUGGUUGGAGAUGGUAUUGGAAAGACCAUAAUCACAGGUAGCAAAAGCGUUGGAGGAGGCACCACAACCUUCCGUUCAGCCACUGUUGCUGCUGUGGGUGAUGGAUUCAUUGCUCAAGACAUCACAUUCAGGAACACAGCAGGAGCAGCAAAUCACCAAGCAGUGGCAUUCCGUUCUGGCUCAGAUCUCUCAGUAUUUUACAGAUGCAGCUUUGAGGGUUUCCAAGACACACUAUAUGUUCAUUCAGAGAGGCAAUUCUACAGAGAAUGUGACAUUUAUGGCACAGUGGAUUUCAUCUUUGGCAAUGCUGCUGCAGUCUUGCAAAACUGCAACAUCUAUGCAAGAACCCCUCCACAGAGAACCAUCACAGUCACAGCUCAAGGCAGAACUGACCCUAACCAAAACACAGGAAUCAUCAUCCACAACUCCAAGGUCACAGGUGCCUCAGGCUUCAACCCUAGUUCUGUUAAGUCAUACCUAGGAAGACCCUGGCAAAAGUACUCAAGAACAGUGUUCAUGAAAACCUAUCUUGAUAGCUUGAUCAACCCUGCUGGUUGGAUGGAAUGGGAUGGUAACUUUGCCCUAGACACUUUGUACUAUGCUGAAUAUGCAAACACUGGUCCAGGUUCCAACACUGCCAAUAGGGUUACUUGGAAGGGCUACCAUGUUCUCACUAGUGCUUCUGAGGCCUCACCUUUCACUGUUGGCAACUUCAUUGCUGGUAGCAAUUGGAUACCUAGCUCUGGUGUCCCUUUCACCUCAGGACUUUGAAUAUUGCUUGUUGCAUUAGAAGUUGGUACACUUUGUGAUUAGUUUUCUUGUAUUGAUUCAUGUUAAAUUAUUAUUUGCCCCCAACAAAUGUAUAUUUUGGCCGUACUAGUGAAUAAGGCAAGGGAAAAUAAGUUGGUAUGGCCUGCAAAAUUGGAUUGGUGUACUUUUAUAUUGUUACUUGAUUUAAAGAAUUGGUAUUGGUGGUGGAAUUGUAUUUGUCUAUAGAAUCAAAGCUCAAAGUUUCAUUGGAAGGUUUUUGUCA